Molecule: messenger RNA, 940 nt
Organism: Bufo bufo (common toad)
Lineage: Eukaryota; Metazoa; Chordata; Amphibia; Anura; Bufonidae
Gene: C9H3orf18
Product: chromosome 9 C3orf18 homolog
Exons: 5
Coding region: 175-576 (133 amino acids)
Source: RefSeq, a predicted model, not a curated record
GCGGGGCUGAGCGUCCAAUGACUGGAGGAGAGCUGGGCCCCAAAUAAAAGAGGAAACAGACGGGAGCCGGCCUCGGGCCUAGCUGGGCCGCCCACAGCAGCGGAGCCUCCGGAGCGCAGGCCUGCAGGUUUUCGGUGACUAUGCCUCCUGACCCACGGUGACGACCUUGCCGCCAUGAACAGUAAUAGCAGCCUGCCGGCCCCGCCGUACCUGGGGGCCACUGUGGAGCCGCCCUCUACUGCUCCCCCCUAUAAUGGCUCGAGGGGGCUCAUUCCUGCCGGAACCCCCACUGUGGGCACCUGGCUCCUGUCCCUGGGCAUCGUGACUGUCAUUGGGCUGGCGGUGGCAAUGGUUCUGUACAUCAGAAAGCAGAAGAGGCUGGAGAAGCUCCGCCAUCAGCUGAUGCCCAUGUACAACUUUGACCCGGCCGAGGAACAGGAAGAUUUGGAGCAAGAAUUGCUGGAACCGAACCGAGAUCUGCAGCCCCAGGGAAAGGUUCUGCUCACCAGCCUGUGCCCUCUGCAGAGACCGACCCGCCUGGUGUUCACGGACGUCGCCAACUCCAUUAGCGCCUGAGGAAGGUUCAUGACUCGUCUGUCUGGGGUCGGUGUCACUGUGACUUACCGCCGUGUCUGCGUCACCUGCCCAGGAACUAAUGACCACUGCGGGGCCCAGUGAUGGAGGGGCCCACACAUCUCUGAAUACACAGUGCUCUGCUGGAGGGCGAUCUACGGAAACGUGCUGCUCCACAUAGAAGUAUACAGGGGCCAGGCGUAUAGGACCUGCAAACUCCAUACACCACACAGAGCGCUCCACCUGUACGGUAAUACUCACCGCACACAGAGCGCUCCACCUGUACGGUAAUACUCACCGCACACAGAGCGCUCCACCUGUACGGUAAUACUCACCACCCACAGAGCGCUCCACCUGUACGGUAAUA